AUGGCUACCCCCAGUGUCCUUACCUUUGAUACUGAGGGUCGUGCUGUUGACUUUGAGGUCUGGGUCGAUGACCUCCAGCUGUUCUUACAGUGCGAUAGGGCAGACGGACUCUCUCUGUUCGAUCUCACCUCUAGUGUCUCUCCUGCCCCGCCUGCUACUGCUGACAGCACUGUUCGCUCACAGUGGGCCACGCGCGAUGCUGCUGCACGUCUUGCUGUGCGUCGCCACUUACCGACCACUGAGCGUGUGCAAUUUAGCCAGUACAAGAGUGCUAAGACCUUGUACGACGCUCUAGUUGCACGCUACUCUUCCGCUGCCACUACUGCGCUUAGCCGCCUCAUGCUGCCGUACCUGUUCUCUGACCUUGCUGCCUUUCCCACAGUCGCUGACCUCAUUACGCACCUUCGCACUAGUGACACUCGCUACCGCGCUGCGCAUCCUGCUGAAUUCUGUGCCAAGAACCCCCCCCCCAUGUACAUCACCCUCUACUACAUAGUCACCCGGCUCCCUGACUCCCUUCGCUUAGUCAGGGACCACUUCCUCUUAGUUUGCCCCACCACACUCACCGUUGACCUCCUCGAGGAGCGCCUCCUAGCAGCAGAGAAGAGCAUAGUCGCUGUAGGAGCCUCUCGUGGUGACCCUCGCACCCCUGUCUUUGAGGGGUGUUCUCCCUCCCCCCUCUUGCCCUCUGUUGCUCCUGCUGCUGCGGCCGACCUCGUUGGCUUCGAGUCGGUCGGCGCUGCGUCUGUCCCUAGCGAGAAGUGCCGCACCGGCAAGGGCAAGGGGGGCAAGGGCGCAGGGGGGGCCAGUGGGGGCGGUGGAGGUGGUGGUGGAGGCAGUGGAGGGGGUGGGGGUGGUGGUGGGAGUGGUGGCGGGGGUGGAGGUGUCGGUGGCAGCAGUGGAGGCGGAGGAGGCGGCGGUGGUGGCGGAGGGAGCGGAGGCGGCGGCGGUGGCGGAGGCGGCGGAGGUGGCGGAGGCGACGGAGGUGGCGGCGACUGUGCUGGUGAGCAGUGCGGGGGCACGCACUCCACCCAGCGCUGCUUCGGCCGCAUGACGGACGCUUGGCGUCAUCAGUUCCCUGACGCCACUGAGAUCCCUCGCUGGGGAGAGCUGUCUAGGGCUGGGGCAGCUAUCUUUGAUCUUGACUAUGAUGCUAUUCUUGCUGCCAUGCAUGCUGUGUCUACUGACGAUGAGGGUGACUGUUACCUGUGUGUUCCGCCUGACCCGGGCAUUGAGGCUGCUGCUCUAGGUGCUGGUGAGACUGCUGCUCCAGGUGCUAGUGCGUCUGCUGCCCCAGGUGCUGGUGAGUCUGCUCUCUCAGACCGCACCACGCUUACGCCACUUAGUCGGCCGGUUGCGGUCUCCCUGGCGGACCCCUCUGGAGGUCUUGUCCUUGCUAGCUUCUCCACUGUCUUACUGUGUUCGGCAGCCCCCUCUGGCACCCUUUCUGGUCUCUACCUCCCCUUGUUCUCUACGAACUUGGUGAGUGGAGCUGAUCUACAGGAUCGGGGGGUUGACCAGUUCACACCUGCGCGUCAGCGGGUGACCCACUGUACGUGUGCUCAAACGGGCCGACACUUGGCCACGUUUACCCGUCAGCCGGGGUCGAGCCCGUACACACUGACAACUGAGUCUCCUCUUGUUACUGCGUCUGGUCAGGUAGCUGCGUCGAGUCAAGUAUUUGCUGCAGCGUCCAGGGGCCGGCCCCUACCUGCGUCCCCUGCGUCGAGGGGCGGCAGCGCGCCGCUCCUCACUCCUCCGAGUUUCCUCCGACAUAGGCUCCCCUGCAGCCUCUUCACAUGGACGUGUGGGGCCCCGCCCGCGUCCGUGGCCAGGGUCACGAGCACCUUCACGCUUGCGGCCUCUCCACAGCAAAAUGGGAUUGCUGAGCGCCGCAUUGGCAUGGUCAUGGACGUCGCUCGUACGUCCAUGAUCCAUGCGGCUGCUCCCCAUUUUCUGUGGCCGUUUGCGGUUCAGUACGCGGCGCAUCAGCUCAAUCUUCAGCCCCGGGUCUCCUUACCAGAGACCUCCCCCACCUUGAGGUGGACGGGGAAGGUUGGCGAUGCGUCUGCGUUUCGGGUCUGGGGAUCUCGGGCGUUUGUCCGCGACUUGUAUGCGGACAAGCUGUCCCCCCGUGCUGUUCCCUACGACGUCACCUUUGACGAGUCGGUGCCUUACUACCGUCUCUUCCCCUGCCGCACUGCGCCCCUCCCCCCGCCGCUGCUCUUCCUUGCGCCAGGUCCUCCCCCGGUAGACCCCCUCCCCCCUCAGGGUCCUGCUCCGUCUGGUGUGUCCCAGGUAGACGCUGUUGAGACUGUCGAGGUAGCUGUUGACUCUGGUGCUGCUAGGGGCGCUGUGCCUGCGGGUGCCGGUUCUGGGGGUGCGGAGCCUGGGGGUAAUGAGCCUGGGGGUGCUGAGUCUGGGGGUGCUGAGCCUAGGGGUGCUGAGCCUGGGGGUGCGGAGCCUGGGGGUGCUGAGCCUGGGGGUGCGGAGCGUGGGAGUGCUGAGCCUGGGGGUGCGGAGCCUGGGGGUGCUGGCCGUGCUGCUGGAGCUGGAGGUACUACUGUUGCUGCUGGUCCGGUAGGUGCUCGUCCUGGCGGUUCUGGAGCUGCUGGGACUGGGAGUCCUGCUGGAGGUGCUACUGGAGCUACGGGAGCUGCUGGCGGUACUUCAGCUGACGGUCCUACUGGAGUUGGUGCUGCUGGAGCUGCUGGAGCUGGAGCUGCUUGGGGUGUUAGCGCUGGUGGUUUUGCUGGCGCUGGUGCUUCUGAGGGUGCUGGAGUUGGCGUUGUUGGAGCUGGAGGUGCUGCUGGUGCUGGUGCUACCGCUGGAGGUACUGGUGCUGUCCCUACUGCGUCGUGA
Messenger RNA from Closterium sp. NIES-65, 2862 nucleotides. Lineage: Eukaryota; Viridiplantae; Streptophyta; Zygnematophyceae; Desmidiales; Closteriaceae. The record is from the annotation of a GenBank genome assembly.